Molecule: messenger RNA, 1134 nt
Organism: Glycine soja
Lineage: Eukaryota; Viridiplantae; Streptophyta; Magnoliopsida; Fabales; Fabaceae
Product: fasciclin-like arabinogalactan protein 12
Exons: 1
Coding region: 102-953 (283 amino acids)
Source: RefSeq, a predicted model, not a curated record
UCCACUACACUUCCCACAGAUUGCCAAAACAAUUAACCUAUUAUUCUUUGCAUCUUUCCAAAAGCAGCAAAGAAAAACUAGGAUUUCCAAUCAUCAAUUAGAUGAUGAAGCUAAUCAUCUUCUCUUUCCUACUACUUCUCUUUGUUCCCAUAUUUUCUACCACAACUUCAGCCCAGUCACCUGCUGCAGCCCCUAAACCCCAAGCAAAACCUGCCCCUGCCACACCAGCUCCUGCUCCAGCAAAACCAUUGGUCCCCUCAUUACCCCAAUCACCCUUGUCUGAUUCUUCUUCUAAUCAAGACAUCAUCAGAAUUCUAAGGAAGGCCAAAUCAUUCAACACGCUAAUUCGCUUGCUCAAAACCACCCAAAUUAUCAACCAAGUCAAUGCACAACUUGUGACCACAAAAUCUGGAGGAGGUUUAACCAUUCUAGCACCUGAUGAUGGUGCCUUCUCACAACUCAAAGCAGGUUACUUCAACUCUCUCGGCGAUCGCCAACAGAAAGCAUUGAUACAGUUCCACGUUCUUCCAGUUUAUGUCUCAAGCUCUAACUUUGACUCUCUUAGCAAUCCAGUGAUGACACUGGCCAGUGAUAGCCCCAAUGGGUAUCAAAUAAAUGUGACAGCUUAUGGGAACAGUGUGAAUAUUUCAACUGGGGUGGUAAAUGCCACUCUCACAGGCAUUGUGUACACUGAUAAGACACUUGCCAUAUAUCACGUGGACAAGGUGCUUAUUCCUUUAGAUUUCUCAAAGCCUAGGCCUCCAGCUCCUGCUCCCACGUUGGCAAAGGCACCUAAAGCUGAUAAGGAUAACUCAUCAGCAGAUGAUGAUGAUCAGGGAGAGUUAAACAAGGCCACUUCUGCUGCAAAUUCCAUCAAUUUAAUUAGCAUUCGUGGAACAAUGUUGGUGUCCCUUGGUGUUGCUUUAGUCGCAGCAGUAACAUUCUCCAUAUGAGGAAGAGUCAUUUGCAGGCUGUCACUUAAUUUUCAGAACAACUACAAGAACUGUUAUUUUUUGUGAAGUUAUCUUUAUGCUCUUUUUUCUUCGUUUUCUCUGUAUUGUCGUAUCCAGAAAGAUUAUUGUAUUGCCCAAUUUUCUUCAAAUAAAAAAAAAUGUCUGCUAUGUUUUGAGAAAA